AAUAACACCUACUGAUAAUAAAAAAAGUCAUCUGGUCUGGGAACACUGUUCGUAUAAUGUCGGCUGGGCUGUGCUUCACACUUUUCGCCUGGUCCUGGUUAAUAUUUUUGUUGAAGUGUGAAUAACAGUGAACUUUUUAUAAAUUACUCCCCUUUGUAAGCUUUCCGGAGUUCUUUCUAAAAACCUAUUGGACCAUUCUUGAACUCAAGCUGUGCCAGUUUGUCUUGCAUUAGGUAUCUCAUAUAAUCAGGAUUAUGGCUUCUUCUACUUCCAUUGAUGGGGAUGGGGAUACCUUUGGCAGUCUGAUUUUUAUGAGGAAAAAAGAUGGAUACCCAGUUCCAUUCGACCUAAGACCUGGGCAGGUUACAUUUGGCGGAGGAGAUAAUGCAGAUAUCCGAUUAAAAAUUGCGGAUGAACGGUUGCGGGACAUGCAUUGUUUUAUUUAUAUAGAUGAAAAUGGAGUGGCCACACUAGUCAACAAAGCUGGUGAUGAUACGGUUAAAGUAAAUGACGGGCCAGUGAAAAAGAUGCAUGUGUUAUAUCAUCAAGAUGGGUCCUCCCUUUAACUCGAGAACACCGACGUAAUCGCCUUGAGUGGUGCAGACAACGGUCACUCUGGGAUCAGGAAUGGAACUGUAUUGUCUUUAGUGACGAGUUUCGAUUUUGUUUAGGCAUGCACGAUGGUCGUGCCAGGGUUAGAAGGCGACGUGGUGAAAGGAGGAAUCCACAGUUUUUUGUUGAAAGACAUGUUCAUCACACUGUUGGAGUUAUGGUUUGGGGUGCUAUAGCUUAUGGUUCCAGGUCACCUUUAAUCUUCAUCAGAGGUAACAUGAACGCGCAGCGUUAUAUCCACGAAGUUCUAGAACCCCAUCUUUUACCCUAUCUUGACACCCUGGCAGAUCCGACUUUCCAACAAGAUAAUGCCCGACCACAUGUUGCAAGAGUCACAAUAGACUUCUUUCAACAUAAUGAUGUCACAUUGUUACCAUGGCCACCCAGAUCUCCCGACUUAUCCCCAAUUGAGCAUGUGUGGGAUAUGAUGGGUAGGAGAUUGCUCAAUUUGCAACGUCCUCCUCAGACUCUAGAAGCACUUCGAGAGGAGUUGGUGGUUGCCUGGAAUGAGAUACCACAGGAGGACAUUGACCACCUGAUCAGAAGCAUGCCUAGGCGCGUUGGAGAAUGCGUAGCACAUCAGGGUGCAUCCACACAUUAUUAAGUCAAAGGGCUUUAAAGCAGUGCAAUCAUUUUGAAAUUUUUAUCAUUUACUUAUUAUGCUUCAUUAAGUACUUAUACAAAAUUUUAUUAAAAUAAAACCAUUUAAAC
This is a messenger RNA of Acanthoscelides obtectus, 1323 nucleotides long. Lineage: Eukaryota; Metazoa; Arthropoda; Insecta; Coleoptera; Chrysomelidae. The record is from the annotation of a GenBank genome assembly.